This is a messenger RNA of Paramisgurnus dabryanus, 3049 nucleotides long. Lineage: Eukaryota; Metazoa; Chordata; Actinopteri; Cypriniformes; Cobitidae. The record is from RefSeq and is a predicted model, not a curated record.
GCAAGUCUCAAAUCAUCAGAAGUUGCUUCAGUACAGAAUCCACAUCCAUGAGAUAUUUGAACAAAUCUGUUUUCAGCAAAGAUUUUACACUGGUUAUACCAUUACCUCAUUUCUGGUGUGUGUUUCCUCAGAUGACUGAUCUUAUUUUAAUGAAAUGAAGAUGGAACAGGAAAUCAUUAUUUUCAUUUGUUUGUUAAAAGGUGUUUGGUGUGGAGAUUUGAACAUCAGUCUGCCAGAGAAGAUUGAAGCUCUGAGAGGAUCCUGUGUGACCAUAAACUGCAGAUUUGAUAUUAAUAACACAUAUGACAAAGAUCUCACUGACAGUGCUGCAGGAGUGUGGUAUAAAGAUGGGGAUGAUACAAAGAAAGUGUUUGACUCCAACAAGCCUAAAUUCUUAUUUAAAGGGAAAAUAUCUGGAAAAUUAAAAGACAAGGACUGUACUACCAUUUUUUAUAACGUUACUUCAAAAGACAAAGGCAGAUAUAAGUUCAGGAUUGAGGGCAAUGGUAAACUGAAAUAUACCUAUAAACAAUCUGUUUCAAUAAAUGUGAUCGACUCUCCCCGCAAACCCACAGUGCAGAUGUUUAAGGAUCAGAUGGAGGUUAAGGUUCAUGAGGAGGUGUUAGAGGGGAGCUCUAUGUGUCUGCGCUGCUCUGCUAAGACUCUCUGCUCCUCUUCUCCACCAACUCUCACAUGGAGCUCCACUGACAGACUCCACCUCAAUGAGAGCAGCAGACUACAGCUGGAUCAACAGAAACAAACUGAGAUCAUCUCUGAUCUGAACUUCACUGCUACUCACCUUCAACAUGGAGUCACUUUCAUCUGCACUAUAACCUACCAGCUACAGCAGAGGAACACAACAGCACAGAGCAAAAUCACAUUACGUGUUGAGUAUGCUCCUAAAAACACAUCAGUGUCUGUGUUUCCAUCUAACUCUGUACUGGAGGGCAGUUCAGUGACUUUGAUCUGUAGCAGUGAUGGAAAUCCAGCAGUGUUCAACUACACCUGGUACAGAGAGAAUAGAGGACAGCUGCAGACUGGAUAUAAUCUCACCUUUAAAGUGACUGAUCGUACACACACAGGACGCCACUACUGUCAAGCCAGAAACAAACAUGGCAAACAUAACACAUCAGUGUUGCUGGACAUUCAGUAUGCUCCUAAAAACACAUCAGUGUCUGUGUUUCCAUCUAACUCUAUACUGGAGGGCAGUUCAGUGACUUUGAUCUGCAGCAGUGAUGGAAAUCCAGCAGUGUUCAACUACACCUGGUACAGAGAGAAUGGAGGACAGCUGGAGGAUCAGACUGGAUAUCUCACCUUCAAUGUGACUGAUCGUACACACACAGGACCCUACUCCUGUCAAGCCAAAAACCAAUAUGGUACUCAAAACACAUCAGUGUUGCUGGACAUUCAGUAUGCACCCAAAAUCUCUCCCUUCAGCUGUAACAGAACUGAUGUAACUGUGUGUUUGUGUGAGGCUCAUGGGAAUCCCUCUCCUAAAGUGGAGUGGUUUCUAUCUGGACGUCCUGUCAGUAACUCUACAAACACAUUCAUCAGUGAGGAGCGAUUGAGCAGCACAGAUUUGAGGAGCUUCAUUUCUCUCCAUCAGUCACUUACACACACAGACACUCUGCAGUGUGUUAUCAUCAACACUCACAGCACCGCCAGUCAUCAGAUUCAACUGCUUCACUGUUCUCAUGAGACAACAGGUUUCAGUCUUUUCUCUGUGCUGAUUGGAGCUGCUAUUGGAGCUUCAGUAAUGAUGAUCUUGUGGGUCAUUCAACAUCUCUGUAAUCGAUCCUUAAAGUCAAGACGAGAAGAUACCACUGGACUUGUUCUGACUGACAGGGAGAACGAAGAACCUGUUUAUGGCAAUAAAACUGACGAAGAAACUUCAAUGAAUUGCCAAGAAUCCCUUCAUUAUUCCUCCAUUGACUUCACAAACACCCAAAUAGAGUCAGAAGAGAUCAGAGGCGUCUCCUCACUUACUGCUGAUUAUGCUGUUCUCCAACAUUAUUCAGGACAAGAGGAAGCAAAGAGCUCUGUGGGAAACGUUGAACCUCUGGACAACAGCAACAUAUCAACAGUUAAGAUAACAUACAGUAAAGCAAGAGAUCUACAAUUUAACAUCAGUACAGACACUGAGCAAGAUCAGUCAAAGAAAACAGAUUUGCACUCAGAUGAAGAUAUUUAUGCUGAAGUAAAACGCUGCCACCUAAAGAACUAAACGGUCACUUUCUAAAAUUUGGAAAUUUGUGCCAUGACAUUUUACAUUUUAAACAGUCAUUCCAAAGAUUUUAAAAAAUAUUUCUACAGAGACUAAUUGUGAUUAUUGUGCAAUUAACAUGAUUUUAUGUUUUUCCUUUACAUGUAUUUUUGUGUGUGUAUAAUAUUUUUCGUAGUUGAAUUUAAUUAUUUUCUUUAAUCUAUGAUUGUAGGGAUCCUCAAGCAUAUUAAAAUUAAAAUCAUAAACUUUUGUUAGGUUUGAAAAUAUAUCUACAGGAAUAUGCUGAUGUGAACAUUAAUAGAUUAAAAACACCCUUGGAUAAAACAACAAUAGCAAUAUACAAUGAAAACUUUGCAAUGUUUAUUCAUUGUUAACCUUGAUUGUUUUGAGUUAUUUUAUUAAUUUUUAAUUGUUGUUUUGUGUGCUCUAUGAUUGUGUGUGUUGAAUAUAAACAUGAAUAUAAAAUUGAAAUUAACAAGUUUAUUUCCUCAUUAUUUUAAUUUUAAUAACUGUACUGGGACCAGUAGAGGGCAGCUUUAUGCAUUCAGUAAGUUGUUUGCUUCCUUGAUGUCACCAACGUCAGAGGGAAAAAGUAGGCCUACUUUAUAUAAUCAUAUUUUAUUAUACUACAGUAUAAUAAAUGUUUUCAAAAUUAACAUUACAACUAGACUCAUCAGAUUAACUGUCAUGUUAAUGUUAAUACAUGUAGUUUGGAAUGUGGAUAACUCACAUGCAUGUAAUUUAAAAUUGUUAGUUUUGUAUUUAAUUAUUGUACUAUUAUUCAGUUUAUUUUAUGCACAUAUGCCAGAGGAAGCUGAAGACUGA